AUGCCACCGACAUUUUUUGACGAGAAAACGAAAAUCUGGCGAGGUUCUUCAAUGGCCCCGCUGUACAACCCAGCCCAAGGGAUCGGUGAGCUGCUGUAUCGAGUUCUGCAACGCACACCGACAAGAAUCGCGCAAAUCAGUGUCGAUACUGGACGCUCGAUCACGUACAAGCAGUUGCAUCUUUGGAGCGUUCGUUUCGCCCAGUCACUGACCGGUUGUUGCGGGCUUAAUCGGGGCGAUAAGGUGACGGUAGUGGCAAGAAACGGUGACCAGGUUGCUGCAGUUGUGUUCGGUUGUUUUAUGGCCGCCGUGCCGUUCAAUACGCUCGAUGCCAACUUUCGUUCGGAAGAUUACGAACACAUGCUGCGAACGGUGGAACCGAAAGCAAUUGUUUGUGAUAGCGAAUUGGUAUCGGAACUGAAGGUGGCGUGUGAAGCAGCCACAAUCGAACCGCAGUUCAUCGUGAUUGGCAAACGCAUCAAUGGGUAUCCAACGGUGGACGAUUUUCUUCUGCCAAAUGGGUUGGAAGACGAUUAUGUCCCCGAACACAUCGAAAAUCCCGCCAAGGAGCUAGCGAUCGUGCUGUGUUCCUCCGGUACCACGGGUCUUUCAAAGGGCGUUUGUCUGUCACAUGCAACCUGCAUCGCACACACGUCCAGCCUGUGGAAAGCGAACGAUUGUGAGCGUGUGUUGUGCUUCAGCUCACUGUACUGGGUGUCCGGGUUGGGGGUGCUGCUUAACGCGAGCAUAGUCGGUGCAACGAGAAUCAUCACGCGGGAAAGCUUCAACGCACGGCUGUUGAUCGAUCUGGUGGAGCAGUUUCGGAUCACAACGCUGUUUAUGCCACCGUCCCAUGCGUUAGCACUGUUGGGUGAUCCAACGAUUGGAAUGGCCGAUUUUUCUAGCCUCCGGUUGGUGCUCUGCGGUGGCGGUCCUGUAUCGGGCGAGUUGAAAAGCUCGUUCGAGAAGUAUCUCUCGAGGGCAGCCAAGUUUAUCAUCGGCUACGGAUUGUCGGAAAUUGGUGGCGGGUGCUUCACUACCGUUCAAUUGUACAAAUCGGGCGCGAUCGGGACGCUGAGUGCGGGUAUGGAAGCGAAAGUAGUCGACGCCGAUGGUGCGGCACUCGAAGCCCAUCAGGAGGGUGAACUGCUCAUUAGGGCAGAGUACGUUUUUCUCGAGUACUAUGGCAACCCGUCGGAAACGCGCGAAAUGCUCGACCCGGAUGGAUGGUUACAUACCGGAGACAUUGCACGGUACGAUCGGGAUGGUGUGUUUUUCGUGGUGGAUCGCAAGAAAGACAUCAUUAAGUAUGGCGGGUUUCAGAUCUCCCCGACGGAAUUGGAGUGUAAAAUUAUGCAACUAUUCCCGGGGAGUUUGUUGAUGGUUUGUGUUACCGGAAUGCCCGUGCCGGGGAAUGAUCUCCCGGUGGCCUUGGCCGUGCGCCAGCCGGAAGGUGCGAGGGUGCACGAGCAAGACAUCGUUGACGGGUUGGCCGCAGUAGUUGCCGACUUUAAGCAGCUGCGGGGUGGUGUGUUUUUCGUCGACAGUUUACCAAUGACACCCUCCGGGAAGAUUGUUCGCCGACGGUGCAAAGAAAUUGCCAUAGCUAUGUGCGAGGAAAAGCUGGGGCGGAGCAAAUAAACUUCGAGACAGUGCUCAUAAUUCUUUCAGCGUCCGCAACGCGUUAAUAAUGCGUAGACUAUUGAUUGAUUAUAGCGUGCAGUAGUGAUGCACUGAUGCCGGAUCGAUAUCAACCGUCGCAUGUAGAGAAUGGUUGCAAUAACUUAGAAAUGUUGAGCUAGCUUUAGUGAUUUUUGUUUGAGUGUUUGAUUGAUUGCUUAACAUAAUAAUGUUUAGUGCAAACCUUUU
Molecule: messenger RNA, 1869 nt
Organism: Anopheles moucheti
Lineage: Eukaryota; Metazoa; Arthropoda; Insecta; Diptera; Culicidae
Exons: 2
Coding region: 1-1641 (546 amino acids)
Biological process (GO): fatty-acyl-CoA biosynthetic process; long-chain fatty acid metabolic process
Molecular function (GO): long-chain fatty acid-CoA ligase activity
Source: RefSeq, a predicted model, not a curated record